AUGGAGUGCUGUAAAAAGGAACCUUGCUGUAAAGACAGGUUGGUUCAAAGGCAUAUAACUCAAGAUGCUUCUUGCCAACUGUGUGGGGAAGAAAGAAAGACCAUUUUGCAUUCUUUGUUACACUGUGAUGCUGCCAAACAGAUUUGGGCACUUAGUGCAUAUGUGAGUGAUUUAGCUGGAGCUUCGAGCACUUUGUUUGCAGAUUUCUGGGUGUGGUUAUGCAGCAAAUUUAAUGCCGAGGCAGUAAGCACUAUGGGAACGUUUUUGUGGGCAGCAUGGAGGUGUAGAAACCUUGAGAUUGUUGAGAACGAUAGGCCUAAUCCUACAAUGUUGGCUGCUGGAUUUCUGAGUUCGUGCAUGAGUAUAAUCACUGUGUGGAGGUGCCCUCCACAGGGGUGUGUGAAGGUCAACACAGAUGCCCACUGUCCAGCAGGGGGUCUGGCGGGUUUGGGGACUGUGAUCAGAGAUGCCAAUGGAUCUCUCCUUACGGUCGCUACAAGAACACACACCACGUCUCCAGAGUGUGCAGAGGCUCUUGCUGUUCGUUAUGCCCUUCAGCUAGCUAGACGAUUGGGCUUUUCGCGUGUGUGGGUGGAAUCUGAUGCUAUUAAUGUAGUUAAAGCGGUGCACAUUGAUGAUGGUGGAAAAGCUCCUAUUCACCUUAUUUUUGAUGAUAUUAGAAAAGAUAGUUUGCCCUUUGAACUUUGUACAUUUUCCCAUGUGAAACGUAGUUGUAAUACAGUAGCUCACCUUGCUGCAAGGUGGGAUACUGGUUGUAAUGUGGAAAAUGUAUUCUUGAGUCCUUUUCCCCAAAUCCUCAUCACUUUGGCAGAUUUGGAUAUGAUUUAA
Molecule: messenger RNA, 849 nt
Organism: Chenopodium quinoa (quinoa)
Lineage: Eukaryota; Viridiplantae; Streptophyta; Magnoliopsida; Caryophyllales; Amaranthaceae
Exons: 2
Coding region: 1-849 (282 amino acids)
Molecular function (GO): RNA-DNA hybrid ribonuclease activity; nucleic acid binding
Source: RefSeq, a predicted model, not a curated record